Dinoponera quadriceps is the source of this 1319-nucleotide messenger RNA. It is a transcript of the gene Sergef, whose product is annotated as secretion-regulating guanine nucleotide exchange factor-like. Lineage: Eukaryota; Metazoa; Arthropoda; Insecta; Hymenoptera; Formicidae. The transcript has 5 exons. The coding region runs from base 62 to 1222 and encodes 386 amino acids. The record is from RefSeq and is a predicted model, not a curated record.
GAAAUAAUCGCUGUUCUGUACGCAUUGUAAGAACGAAGACACGCAAUUACGUCAUUCGACGAUGUCUACGUAUAAGCUGAUCUCGUGGGGUGCAAACUCGCACGGUCAACUGGGACAAGAUACGAUAUUCGAGGAAUGCGUCUUACCUGAAGAGAUCAAUUUAUCCGAAUGCGGUCUCAGGCCGGAAUCCGUGAGAAAAAUUGUCGGUGGUGGCGGACACACGCUGAUAUUGGACGCGGAUGGUUGCGUUUACUCCUGCGGAUGGAAUGACAAAGGGCAAACUGGAGUCUCGGGUUCGGAGCAAACGAACGUUCUAACGUUCCGGAGGCUUUCCUUCGGCGAUGAGACGGUGGUUGACGUAUGCUGCGGAUGGGACAGUUCCGCCGCGUUGACGAAGAACGGCGACCUGUACCUCUGGGGCUCUAAUCGCUACGGACAGCUGGGCGACAACCCGUCGAUUCAUUCGUCAACCUCGUCGCCCAUGCGUACCGUCCGGUCAGAAAAGGUCAAACGUAUUUCCAUGGGUUUGCGGCAUACUGCUGUACUGACGGAUAAUGGUAACGUUCUGGUAUGCGGGGCGAACAGCAAAGGACAAUUGGGUCUUACUGGUGCGGAGGGUGGACAGUCUCGUGACGCUCGACAUUGUUUCACCGCAGUUCCAGGAUUGACAGGCAUGGAAGAUGUUGCAUGUGGCGAGCAUCACACUGUGGUCACGACGCAGCGUGGAGGCGCGUAUACCACGUAUUUCUUCGGCGACAACAAGCACGGGCAGGCGGGACUCGACCCUCGGGUAUGCGCGCGAAUUUGUCCCGCGCAUCGUUCCGUGCUAUACGACUCACGACUCGGUGCGCCGUUUCAAAUCCACGCAGGGUGGAGCCACACGAAUAUCUUGAGUGACGGCGCCGUUUAUUCGUGGGGAAGAAACAGUUAUGGUCAGUUAGGCCGCGGAAAAUCACAGGAGGGAUGCGAUUUCUGGACGAUGCAACGUGUCGAGAAUCUCCCGGGAAUCGUUCAGCUUUCGGUCGGAUCGGAGCACAACGUUGCCUUAGCCGAAGACGGGACGGUAUUUUGCUGGGGCUGGAACGAGCACGGCAACUGCGGCAACGGGAACACGAAGGACGUUCUGUUGCCGGAACGUCUACCGCUUCCACGCGACUCCAUCGGCGUCCUCGUCGGUUCUGGCGCGGGACAUUCCUUCGCUGUAAUAAAAACUACGAACUGACCUCAACAAUGUAAUAUAAAUCCGCUCUAAAUAAAUGUCAACUGACUUAUCUUCGCGCGAAAGGAUCUCGUACGCGAAUAAAGUUCGUAAUUUGUAU